Messenger RNA from Aspergillus ruber CBS 135680, 703 nucleotides. RefSeq lists its product as uncharacterized. Bases 235 to 663 code for a protein of 142 amino acids. The record is from RefSeq and is a predicted model, not a curated record. NCBI's taxonomy places the organism in Eukaryota, Fungi, Ascomycota, Eurotiomycetes, Eurotiales, Aspergillaceae. The transcript is spliced from 3 exons.
AUGCAACAAUCCGAUUAUCGCAAUUUCUAGACCCCUGUCGUCAGCUGACAGUCUUGAGUAACAGCCACAAACAAGGAAGCGGGGAUGUAAUCUGGCCAUGAACUAUCCUUUAUUUAGAGCAUUGUUUUGUUUUCAAUAUUCAUCUACUAAUCCACGCUUCAGAUAUCCAAACAGCCGACGAAUCUCAAUUGCAGAACCUUCGACCGAAUCUGGAUCCAAUUUUUUACGCAAGCCAUGGCUGACGGGAUCUUUGCCAUCAGAUCUGACGAGAAAAUCAGAAAUCAUGCAGCAAAAGCAUGGGCCGAAGUCAAGCCACUCGCCGAUGUUCUCCCCAGGCCCAGACACGGUCUUGCCCCGUUCUUCGGAACACCUGAGUGCGACACAGUUCUCAAAAUGGUCUUGGACGAAUAUCUCCAGAAACCAUCCACCACCGAAUUUAGAUCCCAUCUGAGAGUAAGCGGCCAUAUUGCUUUCCCUGGCGUCGUAGCCACCGGUCAGACAACAACGAUAUUGGUUCCUCUUCAGAUCAUUGGUGAGGUUAAGGUUGGGCCGGUGGGGAUUGACAUUGACCAUCAUUAUAAUAUAUUGCGCUUGUGUGAUGUGGAAGUGUCGGAGGGAGGGAAGAUGGUGGCGCUGGUUGUAUCAAAUAUACCAGCACAGUAACUUGAUGUGUGGGUUUGCGCUUGGAUGUAGGUUAGUCACU